AUGGGAAUCCAACUAACCUCGUCACCCGAAGGCAGCCGUCCUGCAUCACCCGUCCUCGAAUGUACACUCACUGCAAAGGCAGAAGCGAGCCUCGCCGAGAAUUGUCUCACAUAUAAGAUCUCGCAACUUUUCCGUGACGCCCUUGGAGCCAUGUACAGCUUAGUGGUUUACGACAAGUUCGGUGUGAGAAAGUUGACUCUUGAGAAAGUCCGACGGUUUGGGGUUGUUGAGCGUCAGCUGAAUUACUAUCUGGAGAAGUAUCCAAUCGAAGAUGCUGACGACCUCGCGGUAAUGCGAAAUGACUUGCAAACCAUAGCCUAUUCUUAUGACCCGUGA
Messenger RNA from Aspergillus piperis CBS 112811, 336 nucleotides. RefSeq lists its product as uncharacterized. Lineage: Eukaryota; Fungi; Ascomycota; Eurotiomycetes; Eurotiales; Aspergillaceae. The transcript is spliced from 2 exons. The record is from RefSeq and is a predicted model, not a curated record. Bases 1 to 336 code for a protein of 111 amino acids.